AAUUGCCACCAGAAGGAAGAGGCAUGGUUUCACGGAGGUGACCUACAGUUUGAAACAGUAAUGUAACAAGACUUGCGAAUCUUGCAAUAGCAUACUGUAUGUCAUUGGUGUGGCUGUUAUUUAGCUUUGCAACAUAGCCAAACCGUAUCUUCUAACAGUUUCUUCUAACAAUAUCUUCUAACAAUUCCGUUUGAAUACACACGCUACUGAGAGCAACGUUUGAAAUGGCAGAGGCGCAUCAAGCUCGUGUACAGAAAACCAUAGAAGAUAUGGUUCAAAGUUUAGAACGGGACCACAUCCGCAAGAUGCAAGGACUCAUGUUCAAGUGCAGUGCAGAGUGCUGUGAGCGCUCCACAGACUCCAUGUCGCAGGUGCACAAUUGUAUUGAACGCUGCCACGCUCCUCUGGCGCAGGCCCAAGGACUAGUGACCAAUGAACUAGAGAAGUUUCAGGACCGGCUGACCAGGUGCACCAUGCAUUGCAAUGACAAGGCCAGGGACCUGUUUGACUCUGGUGCCAAGGAGCCAGCCGUGCGGGCCAUGAUGGAGAACUGCGUGGGAAGCUGUGUGGACGACCACAUCAACCUGAUUCCCAGCAUGACGCACAGACUCAAAGAGAACCUGGACUCUAUUCCACAGUGAGGAGGAGGGAACAGCUUACUUCAUAUGCAUGAGACAGGUUGGACUCUAUACUACAGUGACUGUCAUCUGACUCAAAUAACACAGAGGAAGUAUAAACAGCAGACUCAAAGAUGGCUCGUUAUUAUCACAGUGAAAAAGAGGGAGUUAUAAAUGGCAGAUCCAAUACCUCAGUGAGGGAAAGUGACAGCUUGCAGGAAUGAGAUUUGGGUCCUGGUAAAAGGUUAAUCAGGUCCAUGCUGUCGGAGAGGGUGGGGGAUAUAGCUCAGCUCAGAGUCUGAAGAAACUACACAUCCCCUGCAAACUGACUCUGUGUCUUUGUAGCACUCACUGUUUAUUAGUUGAACCUACAGGCCAGCUGAACUUACUCAGCAUAACUGUCUAACAUCAAAAAUACCUGUGUCUGUGAACUGUGUAAAGGUAGUUAUUACAUGUCCUGAUAGCCUAGCUGUUGUACGAUUUGAGUCUGUAUUCUGCCUCGGUGCUCUAAAUAUUUGCAACCUGUUCCUCUCUCCUCUAGCAUGAUCUCUGUGCUGUUUGUUUUGUGGGAACCAUGCAUGUUCUGUGACUCUUUCCCUCAUCACUAUAUCAGUUUUUAUAUAAAAAUGAAAGCAAAUGGUGAGAACGGAUGGAAUUGCAUUUUUAUUGCCUUUUUAGCCUGAAUUUUCCUUUAUCUAGCUGUGUCUUCUGGCAAUUCAUCAGCACUUUUUCACUAGAGUUGAACUUGAUAGUAAUGCACCAAACACACCUUAUUAACAUCCAGCUUUUGAAAAUGCAGCUUUUAAUAACAAUAAGCAUGGUGGAAUAAUCUCUGUAUAAUGUACAAAUGCACAGACACCAAUGGUAAAAAAAAUAAUGAAUUGACAGUAAAUCUGUGAGGCUAUUACAGCAUAUCAUGAAUGACUGCAAAGACGAGUAGCCUAGUAAUUAGAGCAUUGGGCCAGUAACUGAAAGGUUGGAGGAUCGAAUCCCCGAGCUGACAAGGUAAAAAUCUGUUCUGCCCCUGGAUAAGGCAGUUAACCCACUGUUCCUAGGCCGUAAUUGUAAAUUAGAAUUUGUUCUUAACGGACUUGACUGGUUGAAAAAAAGACAAGUGUAAAGGUAAGCCUUCACUGUAGAUCAUUACAAUACUGCUAUUCCAAAAUAAACAUAUUUGUCAAACUCA
Molecule: messenger RNA, 1803 nt
Organism: Oncorhynchus keta (chum salmon)
Lineage: Eukaryota; Metazoa; Chordata; Actinopteri; Salmoniformes; Salmonidae
Product: protein FAM136A-like
Exons: 3
Coding region: 225-641 (138 amino acids)
Cellular component (GO): cytoplasm
Source: RefSeq, a predicted model, not a curated record